Saccoglossus kowalevskii is the source of this 759-nucleotide messenger RNA. RefSeq names its product peptidase M20 domain-containing protein 2-like. The record is from RefSeq and is a predicted model, not a curated record. Lineage: Eukaryota; Metazoa; Hemichordata; Enteropneusta; Harrimaniidae.
GCAUGCACUGCGUGUGUGAUCAAUCGAGUCACCAUCCGUACUUUGAACGUGGAAAGCUAUCGACGACGACAUGGCGACUAGUGUGUUACAAGAGUUAGCUUGUCAAACCAUCGACAAGAGAGAACCAGAACUAUAUCAAAUCAGUCAGGACAUCUGGAACAACCCCGAGCUCGAGUUAGAAGAGCAACAUGCUCACGACGUUUUGACCUCUCUUCUCAAGAAGGAGGGAUUCGAUGUCGAAGAGAACUUUAUACUUCCUACGGGAUUUAGGGCCGUGUUUGGUACAGACGUCGGUCCAAAUAUCUGUGUAAUUUGCGAGUAUGACGCCCUUCCUGAAAUCGGUCAUGGGUCGGGUCGGAACUUAGUUACAGAAUGCACCAUAGCGUCAGCGUUGGGCUUGAAGAAGGUGAUCCGUACGUCAAUGGCAGCGCGUAAAUCGGUUGGAAAGGUAACUGUCUUAGGUUGCCCAGCCAGUGAGAGUGGUGGUGCCAAGGUUGAUAUGUUAACAGCUGGUGUAUUUCAAAACAUUGAUGUAGUGAUGAAAUCACAGCCUCAACACCAUAACAUAGCAAAGGCAGUCUUACUGGACAUGCUGCAGAUGAAGGUAACUUAUAGCGGCAAACCAACGCAUGCAUCAUUACCAUGGGAAGGCAGGAACGCUCUGGAUGCGGCAGUGUUGUGUUAUAAUAAUAUCGCAGCAUUGAGGCAACAGACAAAAACAAGUAUGCAGAUACAUGGUAAGUCUAUCAGUCUUGAAUG